Messenger RNA from Castor canadensis (American beaver), 1789 nucleotides. It is a transcript of the gene Prpf18, whose product is annotated as pre-mRNA processing factor 18. Lineage: Eukaryota; Metazoa; Chordata; Mammalia; Rodentia; Castoridae. Gene Ontology annotation, cellular component: U2-type post-spliceosomal complex; U5 snRNP; U4/U6 x U5 tri-snRNP complex. The record is from RefSeq and is a predicted model, not a curated record. Gene Ontology annotation, biological process: generation of catalytic spliceosome for second transesterification step; RNA splicing.
GUUCUUGGUAGCUGGGCUUGUUGCACCCGGUGGGUUUUCGGAGGCAGGAGCGGGAGCAGGAGACUCGAGCUUAAAUACCGCAUCAAGAUGGACAUUCUGAAGUCAGAGAUUCUUCGGAAACGGCAGCUGGUGGAGGACAGGAACCUGUUGGUGGAAAAUAAAAAAUAUUUCAAGCGAAGUGAACUUGCAAAAAAAGAAGAGGAAGCAUAUUUUGAGCGGUGUGGCUAUAAGCCUAUAAAUGAGAAGCCAUCUGGAGAGAUACAGCCAAAAGAGGAGGACCAGAAACCACUAACUUCAUCUAAUCCAGUGUUAGAACUUGAACUGGCAGAAGAAAAAUUACCCAUGACUCUUUCUAGGCAAGAGGUUAUCAGAAGAUUGAGAGAAAGAGGAGAACCGAUUAGACUAUUCGGAGAAACCGACUAUGAUGCUUUUCAACGUUUAAGAAAAAUAGAGAUCCUCACACCAGAAGUUAACAAGGGCUUGAGGAAUGAUCUGAAAGCAGCUUUGGAUAAAAUCGAUCAACAGUACCUCAAUGAGAUUGUGGGUGGUCAGGAACCUGGAGAGGAAGACACACAGAAUGAUCUGAAAGUUCAUGAAGAAAAUACCACCAUUGAAGAGUUAGAGGCACUGGGGGAGUCACUGGGGAAAGGCGAUGAUCACAAAGACAUGGACAUCAUCACCAAAUUCUUGAAGUUCCUUCUUGGUGUUUGGGCUAAAGAAUUGAAUGCCAGAGAAGAUUAUGUAAAACGCAGUGUGCAAGGUAAACUGAACAGUGCUACUCAGAAACAGACUGAGUCCUAUCUCAGACCGCUUUUCAGAAAACUCCGAAAAAGGAAUCUUCCUGCUGAUAUUAAAGAAUCAAUCACAGAUAUUAUUAAAUUCAUGCUGCAGAGAGAAUAUGUGAAGGCAAAUGAUGCAUACCUUCAGAUGGCCAUUGGAAAUGCUCCCUGGCCUAUUGGUGUCACUAUGGUUGGUAUCCACGCCAGAACUGGCAGGGAAAAGAUUUUUUCCAAGCAUGUUGCCCAUGUUUUAAAUGAUGAAACUCAGCGGAAAUAUAUUCAGGGAUUGAAGAGGCUAAUGACUAUUUGCCAGAAACACUUUCCUACAGACCCAUCAAAAUGUGUGGAGUAUAAUGCACUAUGAGAUCUAUGAACAGUGUGCCCAUGAUAAUAAGAAACUUUAAGGAAGCAGGAUAUGGACUUCUAACAUUCCAAUAAGAGUGAAGGAAGAAGAAAACUGGAGUUUCCUGCCUGAGUUCUACCUGAUGCAAUUCUUGAUUGGUUUAAGAACUGUGUUGGCUUUCAUAUCAUAUUUGACUGCACACUGAUUUUUGUGUCUUGCUUUCAUUUUAAGUCAUUGGGAACUUAAGUUCUAAAAACUUUCCCCCACAUUUUAAAUGUGUAGACAGCAAUACUAGAAGGGAGUUUGGGCCAGGCAUGGUGGUGUGUGUCUGUAACACCAACACUCAGGAGGCUGAGCCUGGCGGAUCGAGAGUUUGAGGCUAACCUGGGCUACAUACCUGACCUUGUCUCAAGAAAAUAAACAAAAAAGGACAAGUUUGCUUUCUAGCACAUUAGCUUCUCAGUUACUCCCGUAUGGAAGGCACACUUGGCACUUAAAAUAAUAAUAAUAAUAGAAAGGAGUUUGAAAUGAUCUUUUCUGACUACACUUGAAAGCAAUGGUUAGAUAAUCAGAAACAUUUGAAGACUUAAUUUUUCUGUAAAAUGUGAUAAUUUGCACAUUGUCUUAUUUAUAGUAAUGUUUUUUAUAUUUCAACAAAAUUAUGGAA